CAUCGCUGUUCUGGCGGAACUUUGAACACCACAACAAUGAUGUCCACGGGGUUUCAGUCCACAGAACAACACCAAACAAGCAGACCACAAGAGAGUGGUGGAUCAGGAGUAGGAGGGGUAGCAGCAGUGGUGGUGGCUCUCCUGAUCAUAGUGGUUGUUGUGGUGGUGCUAGUGGUGUUUUACAGGAGAAACCUGUUUGGUUUCAAAGAUAAAAUGGAGCCAUUGUUUGAUAAUAUCAGAAAUCAUCUUCCAGGGAACAGAGAGCAGCACGAAACAAGAUCUGAUGAGGAAACUGGAGUAGCAAAUGAACCAGAAAUGCCUUUACUUUACGAUGAGGAGACUGGAGUAGCAAAUGAACCAGAAAUGCCUUUACUGUACGCAUCUGCUCCAGAACUACUUGGUCAAUCUCAGCAAAACUUGGCUGGAAGUAUUCUGGAUAAACCGAUGUAUGCUACAGUUAGCAAGGACACCCAAAAGAAGAAAGAGGAAAUGAAAAUGAGAAUAAGAAAGCUCAACAUUCUCCAGAGGUACCUGGUUCACAUAUUAAAGAGGGAGAUAGAUGUCAAGGAUUUAAAAGAAAAAUCAAUCAUUCACUCAAAAUCCCUUAGAGAACAUUUCACAGAACCAGUUCUACAGGAUCUCAACAGUGUUGAGAAAGCUGAUGAUUACAUUAAGCUGGACAUGUCUCUGGUAUUUGCUUUGCUAAGAAACUUUUGUGAAAAUGUCAAACCGCCAAUGAGAGGUUGGGACUAUGAACCUCCAGAUGAAGAAGGAACAGUUGGUGCUGAUAUUGAGAGAAUUCGGUCUAUGUGGAAUAAAUACUGUGAUAAUAAUAAUGACUUUAAGAAUUUAGAUGAUGUGUUCAACAGGAUGAAGAAUAAGUACGGGACUCCAGCUGUUCAGAAUGAACAAAAUCAAGCAACAGAUGAGAUCGAAGGUUUUGGGGAGAUAAAAGAAAAAAUACAGAGUACAAAGCUGAACCCAGACUGUUCUGUUGAGGAAGGCAUUGUGAUAACUGAAGGGAUAAGGUCUGCACUUCAGUCUCUGGAGACAGGGAAUGUUGUGAUCUGUAAAGGAGCCAUUGGAUGUGGUAAAACACAUGCUUUAAAAGCAAUCCGGAACAGGUAUAAAGUAAAAGGAUGGAAAGUAAGAUGGAUGGAGGAAAGUUUACUUCCUCUAGAGGAAAAUUUGAAAGAUGAAACAAUUGUGAUUUGUGACAAUCUUUUUGGAAGGUACGGUUGUAAUACAUUUUCAUCAAAUAAAAUAUCAAGUAUUGAAAAUUUACUCGAGAAAAUGUGCGAAAAAUCAAGGAAUAUUAAAGUUGCUGUUGGAAUCCACCAACAUGUAUUUGAUGAAGUCAGGAGAAAUGCUAAUCUGAAACUCCUUCAAAACAAAAAUAUUACUGCUGAUUUAGUCAAACUAACAAAAUCUGAAUUGCUGCUAAUUUUGAAAGAGCAACAAAAAGAGGGUCACUGUAAAACAGAUCCCAGUUGUUGGUUCAAAGGUGUUGAUCUCACCUUUGUGAUUGAUAAAUUUAAAGAAAACCAGGGUCAUAUUGGAAGCCCAUUUCUUAGUUUGAUGUACUGCCACCUGCAUGAUUUAUUUUCUGAUGAAGCUUUCACCAAAAACCCACUUCAGUCGUUAACACAACGCUUUCAGAAAAUGAGAAAUGAUUCAAGUUCAAUUGAAUAUUACAGUCUUGUUUACUUGAUGUGUGUUAGAAAACACAAAUAUGGAGAUGAGCUGACCAGCUGGGCAGGUACACUUGAUCCAUAUUUAAACGAAGAGGCUCUUACCAAUACUGCUUCAAAAAUGCCUUGGCUCAUUAGAGUAGACAACGGUGUGGAAACACUUUAUCAUGAAGUCUUGACAAUAGCUUUAUUCAAAGCUACUGCACAUGAUGAAAUGCUUUUCUUACCAGUCGUUCAAAAUUGUGAGAUAGAAAUUCUUCUUCAGCUAAUGAGACCAACUGAUAGUUUCAAUACUGAAUUCAGUUGUGGUUUUGCUAAUCCAAAGAAGAACACUCAAGCAAGAAUCAUUGGCAAGCACUUGGUGAAAAGAUUUGCAGAUAAAUUCAUGUCAAAAUGGGACAGUAUUGAACACCCUCUUAAACAUCAUGAGCUUUUUGAAGCUAAAUUUGACCAUUAUAAAACAAUUACACCAAAAGAAAAGAUACUUUAAACUAUAAAUGAAGAUUGAAGUUGCAUAUUAAAUGUAUAUAGAUAGAAGAUCAGUCACUACAGCAUGUGCAAUGGCUUUGGUUGAUAUUUAAUCACUGUACAAGAAAAUGUUUAGCAUUAUCUCACCAUAGUCAAGGGAUAAGAAAAGGGAUAAGAAAAUAAUGUAUAUGUAGUCAAGUUACUAAAACCGUGUUGCUUAAAUAUUGCAUUGUAUGUACGGGUUAGAAUACGUACCUUAUAAAACUGGAAUUGUAACUAAUGAAAUGUUAAUACUUGCAUAUAUGUGAUUGCGUUACACGUCCUAGUUUACACCUUUUCUUUAUUGUUAUUCUAAAAAUUGCAAAGGUCUGAAGGGAAAAGUGAAAAGUUUAAAUGAAAUGCUAUUAAGCAUCAUCAAAAUGUCUUGGAUCAAAACAAUACGAAAGCCUGCGCAUGCCACUAUUUAGAGAAAUAGAAACAGGCUUCUUUGAAUAUGUAUUCAUUAUACUCCUGUUCUGAAGGAGAGGGGGUAUACUGUUUUACCCUUGUGUGUCUGUGUGUGUGUCUAGCUGUCUGUGUCUGUCCGUUACAAAUUCUCAGCAAAUACUCAUCGCAGAUGCUUGAAAUUUUAGCAGACUCUUUGUUUAGGCAUGCCAUAUGGUGGGAUUUGUUUUUCCUAUGAAUCCGAUGUCAACGUCCUAUUUAUCCGUGCAGCUGUCCGCAGCAUAACAAAUUUCGUAGCAGUUUUUUUCAGCAACUACUCGUUGCAGAUGCUUGAAAUUUUAGCACACUCUUUGAUUAGGCAUUUCAUCUGCUGGGAUUCAUUUUUGUACGAACCCGAUGUCAACUUCCUGUGUGUCUGUCCGUACCAUACGUAACCGAUUUUCGUCGCAGUUUCCUCAGAAACAACUCAUCAUAGAUGCUUGAAAUUAUAGCACACUCCUUCUUUAGGCAUGCAAUAUGAUGUGAUUUUGUACGAAUCCGAUGUAAACUUCCUGUUUAUCCCUGUGUCUUCAGUACCUGUACUUGUGUACAUAAGAGUGUAUAUUAACGUCAGAUCGGGGUAUUAUUAGUGAGCAUUGGCUUACAGACUUUUUGUUUGAACAGUGUUCAGAUGUGUAUUUUUAAAAAAAACAAAUGUUCAUGAGAUGUUAUUUAAUUUUAAUAUUUCUACAGUUUAAGUUAUUUGAGUAUUCAUGUUCUGUUUAAUGAAAAAUUUCUUGAGAAAGUAAUUGACUUAUAUCAAAUUACACAUUUUUAACUUACCAAAACAAAUUGCUCAAAUUACAAUUAUUUAGUGAUUGAGGAUUGUUGUACAUAUGUUUUUUUCUGCUGUUAUUUGUUUACUUUGCCCAUCCUCCGGAUCCGACAGGCUGUUCUUCAAUUUGCCCAAAAGCGUCAUUGUAUGUAUUAGAGAAUUUAUAGCAUGUUUUCUUAAAUGGAGGACUUGAAAAGUCUUUUCUAGAGAGUGACAAUUUAUAAAUUGUUUAUAGUAAUGAAUACAUGAAAUAAUGUUUUUGAAUUGUUUUCUAAUUAUUCAUGAUUGAAAAAUAUGGAGCAACCAUCAAUAUAAUUUUGUGAUUUUUUUGUGAUUUGUGAUUUUUGGACAUUUUGAAGCUUACAUUUUGAAUAUAUUUCUUUAUUUACGUGUGAUUUGACUUUAACGUAUGUUUCUUUCAAA
Molecule: messenger RNA, 3840 nt
Organism: Saccostrea echinata
Lineage: Eukaryota; Metazoa; Mollusca; Bivalvia; Ostreida; Ostreidae
Exons: 10
Coding region: 37-2181 (714 amino acids)
Source: RefSeq, a predicted model, not a curated record